UGGAAAAAGGACAGCAGAACAGAUGGUAAGGCUUAAAGAUCCUCAAUUACUUGCCACAUUUGAUCACCGUCCAACAAAGUAUGUGGUUUUCUCAGAGUUUACAAACAUAAACUAAUUGUAGCCUGGCUGUGAUUGCCUAGUUCUCAAUCUCUCACUCAUGCUUUACUGUAAACCCGGUUUUUAAAGUUUGAUAAUUUCAACCAUGAUUACUUUAAUUAUGUGUAGAAGCAUGUUAUUGAGUAAUGAGAAGAGUUAGAAAUGCCUGUACCAUAUGUACAAUGACUUUCACACACUUAACAGACUGGUUGUGACUGGUAUGUGGUUUGCUCUCUAGUUAGAGUUUUAAAAUUGUAGAAACAGAGAGGUUAAUUCAAAUCUCAACAGCUUAGGCAAGUGAAAUCCACCUUUACCAGACUUAACCCUGCUGUCAGAGGUAACAGCCUAAGUCCUUCUCCACCCACUGUGUUAUCUCAUCCCCCCUCUUCUCCCUGCUCUCUGCUACAAGUCAGAUUUGGUAACCUCUACUUUAGACAGACAAUUCCACCCAUUCUUGAAGACAACCAUUUUGCUGAAAGAAGAAAAAAUCUCAUUCAUUUUGAGAGUCUUUGGCUCAGCCUUUGAGAGAGAGCCCCUGCUUGUGACAUCAAGGUCUUGCUCGUGCAUCCAGAUCCAGCAAUGGGAAACUCCAAGAGCGGUGCCAUGUCCAAGGAGAUCCUAAAAGACCUGAAGCUAACAACUAAUUUUUCAGAGAACGAGCUCUGCCAGUGGUAUGAGAACUUCCAGAAACAAUGCCCAUCUGGACGCAUCUCACCAGAUGACUUUGAGAAGAUCUAUGAACGCUUCUUUCCUGACAGCGAUGCCACUACGUACGCCAAGCAUGUCUUUCGAUCAUUUGACACAAAUGACGACGGGACGCUAGACUUCAAGGAGUACAUAAUUGCUCUGCACAUGACAUCUGGUGGAAAAACAGAGAGGAAGUUGGAGUGGGCUUUCUCACUAUUUGAUGUCGACAAGAAUGGCUAUAUCACCAAGGCAGAAGUAUCAGAAAUCUGCCAUGCCAUUUUUAAGAUGAUUCCCAAGGAAGACCAAGAGAAGCUUCCAGCAGAUGAAAACACACCAGAGAAGAGAGCAGACAAACUGUGGGCAUAUUUUAACAAAAAAGACAAUGAGCGGUUGGCUGAGGGGGAGUUUAUUCAGGGGGUGAUGGAUAACGAUAAUGCCCUCCACCUGAUCCAGUACGAGCCCGUCAAAUAAACAAACAGAAAAGCUGGACGCAUCUGGGGCCUCCAGUUACUUUCUAAAUAAUAUUAUUUGCUAUUUCCUUAAUGCUGGCAGUUGAGCUGAAAGGGUGUGCAUUCAGUUAUGUAAUACACACUAGUACUGCACUCCUAAACAGUUUAAACAUAUAUUCACAAUGCAACCAGAUAUUCAAAAUGAAUAACUAUUACAAUAAGAAGUACUUUUUUGGACCAGGAUGUUUAUUGGACAAUUUGGCUAGAAAGGCAUUUCAUUUCAAUGUUUUCUAUAAAGAGACCAGUGGAAUUUAUUAUUUAUUAUAUUAGCUUUCUAAGGGAGAUUUGUAGCAAUGCAAUCUGUUGUAUAUUGACCACCAGUGCCACCAGGAGGAGGCAGCAGUUUGAAGGUUAGUGAAGUAGGCAUUUAAAUAUUUGUGUCUGUCUCAUUGUUUCUGAUGGAAUAAAAUUUUAAGAAAGUGAGAA
Messenger RNA from Pangasianodon hypophthalmus (striped catfish), 1718 nucleotides. It is a transcript of the gene rcvrn2, whose product is annotated as recoverin 2. Lineage: Eukaryota; Metazoa; Chordata; Actinopteri; Siluriformes; Pangasiidae. The record is from RefSeq and is a predicted model, not a curated record. The transcript is spliced from 3 exons. The coding region runs from base 676 to 1254 and encodes 192 amino acids. Gene Ontology annotation, molecular function: calcium ion binding.